ACAUGCUGCCAGAUAGAUAGGCGGGAGCAGCAACCUCCCACUCCUAUUGCUAUAACAACCACAGGGCGGUCGGUGUGACUCAAUGGCACAGCAGCUCGGAUGCGACUGACUUCCAAGUGUCAUCCUGCAAGUAGCCCGACCUCACCUUACCGCACCAUUGCUUGACACUGAAUUUGCUUGGCGUGGGGGGACUCUGUGUUUCCUCUGUCACAGAAACCCGAAUAGUGGGGAAGCUCAGGAUCCGCUACGUCAAACAGAUUAGUCAAAUAACCUCUCGGGGUAGGACAUACCUCCCUUCCUUGGGUUGCCAGGCUGUAUGCAUGGGCUGAAGAAGCAAGAUAGUCUGCGCUGACAAAUAGCCAGGAAACCCUUGGUGAAAUACAGAAGUGCACUACUUUUUGUCUGGGUGAGACGACUGUAGUGAGCUCCAGCUCUGUCACGUCUUUUCUCCCCCUCCCGUUGCGAAAUGGCGAGAGAAAACGGCGAGUCCAGCGAUGGAUCUUGGAAAAAGCAUGUCGAUGAUAUCAAGAAAAUAUUUGACUUCAAGGAAGUCCUUGGGACUGGUGCAUUUUCCGAAGUGGUGAUGGCUCGGGAGAAGGCCACAGGAAAGAUGGUUGCAAUAAAAUGCAUCCCCAAAAAAGCGCUGAAGGGGAAGGAGACCAGCAUUGAAAACGAAAUCGCUGUGCUUAGGAAGAUAAAGCACGAGAAUAUAGUGGCUCUGGAGGACAUCUACGAGAGCUCCAACCACCUGUACCUCAUAAUGCAGCUGGUGUCUGGAGGUGAGUUAUUUGACCGCAUCGUGGAGAAAGGCUUCUACACAGAAAUGGAUGCCAGCAGGCUCAUCCGGCAGGUCCUGGACGCGGUAAACUAUCUCCACUCCAUGGGCAUAGUGCACCGAGACCUCAAGCCUGAGAACCUGCUGUACUUCAACCCACACGAUGAAUCAAAGAUCAUGAUCAGUGACUUCGGCCUGUCUAAGAUGGAGGGAACAGGUGAUGUGAUGGCCACUGCCUGUGGGACUCCCGGAUACGUGGCUCCUGAGGUUCUCGCUCAGAAGCCCUACAGCAAAGCUGUGGACUGCUGGUCUAUUGGGGUCAUCGCCUAUAUUCUGCUGUGUGGUUACCCUCCUUUCUAUGACGAGAAUGAUUCAAAGCUCUUUGAGCAAAUUCUCAAGGCAGACUAUGAGUUUGACGCACCAUAUUGGGAUGACAUAUCGGACUCUGCCAAAGACUUCAUCAGUUGCCUAAUGGAGAAGGACCCAGAGAAGAGGUUCACAUGUGACCAGGCCCUUCAGCACCCCUGGAUUGCCGGGGACACUGCUCUCUGCAAGAACAUUCACGAAUCGGUCAGCCGACAGAUGCGCAAAAACUUUGCCAAAAGCAAAUGGAGGCAAGCCUUUAAUGCCACGGCUGUGAUUCGCCACAUGAGGCGCCUGCAGCUGGGCACCAGCUUUGGCAGCAACAUCCACAGUGCCAACCCCUCAUCCAAUACCCAGAGCCGGGCUCCAGCCAAGAGCCAGUCUGUGGACUGCGCCCCUCUCUCCCUCAAGGACUGUGCCCCUAUGGGCCCUUUGCCCUCUGCUGUUAAAGUCUACAAUCAGGACUCCAACACCCCGUCUCCUGUACGGGAGGAGCCGUCAGUGGUGGCGGAGCAGUCACGGCCACGACCUUCCACGGUUACCGUCAUCCACACGGGGACUAAAUGACGCCAGGUUCCGCGGGAGGUCAGCUGGGAGACCACAGAGCUUUGAAAUGGGAAAACCACUCCAGGCUUCAGAAUUCAACGUCGUCACCCAGUUUGCCCAUCCCGCCUCCUCCCACCUGCCUCUGUUAAUGCCACUUGUGCAGUGGGAGGAACUUGAGGAGCGUUGGCUCAGCUCCAUUUACCAUGGCUCAGCACGGCACCACAGUGCUUCCCUUCCCACUGUAAUUCAGACAUGGAAGUGUGGAGAGGGAGAGGCUCACUGUGUCUCCAAACCAAAGGUUGUCAUUAUGGAAGCCAUGCACCCUGGAACAUGGUUUGCUGGUAGACAAAAAGGAGCUGGUCUGGGACGUGCCACACUAAGGGAACUCUGUCUUUAUGUCUUUAUUGAAGCUGCUGUAAUUUUGACUGUGAGUGUCUCGAGACGGGAUGCUCCACUGUAUGCCUUGUGUGAAUAUUCUGCCCGGGACUGUUGAGUGGAGUAAUGUUACGCAAGUGAAAUAUGAGCUUCAAGCUACAGUAAAUAAUAGUGACUCUAUCAUCCGCACUCUGAAUUUCUGGUUGUUUUAACAGCUUUCAUUAAUUUUCUGUGGUAACUGCUACAAUGGUUCACUGGGUCAUCAUUUCCAACAGUAUGACAGAUGUUGUAUUUCUUGCUUUAAGGUAUCUGCUCAUGAAACAGAAAUGAGCAGAACCACGUGCUUAGUAGUGUGUGUGUGUGACCGCUGAGAGGGACAGUUUGACGGUGAGUACAUUGUAAUGACGACCUAAUUGAAAUCUAUUGAAUUAUUUAUUUUCAUACAAUAUAUUAUGACUUUUGUAAGAAUAUCACUUACAGAAAUGUUUAAAUGUGUAUUAGACUGAAUCGUCAACUGAAAAGAUGUGUCAACUGACAAAGAGACAAUAUGUGACAGUUAUUACUUUAUAAUUGCUGUUUUAUUUGACAAAUUUGACUCACUUUGAUGUUACUGUGAAGUCCUCCUUGACCACAGGAGGGCAACCAUGUGUACUCACUUUGUGACCAGUUCUCAGGGAUGUGCUUUCAAAUCAAUCUAACCAAACCCCUGUUAAACUCAUCGUAAUGCUAGUGAUGACAUAGUUGAUUAAUUAAACCCCAAAUUCUGCAUAAUGCGCCACUCGGAGUGUUUUGACAAAUUAUUUCAUUUAAACAAACAACAAACAAAAAAAAAACGUUAUUGUUGUCAUUGUGAGGAUGAUGAAACUAACACUGAAUGGGUUGUUUCCCCCUUUAAUAUUCCUGACAAUGCAUUAUAUUAGUUGGAUGAAAAGAUAUUCAGAAUAUAAAAUCAUUAGUGUCAUUUCAUGUGUAUAGUUCAAAUUUAAAACAACAGAUCAAAUGAAUGCAACAUUUAUCUUCAUUAUGGCCUUUCCCUUUACAGAAUUGUCAGAUCAGUAGUGUACAGUUCAGUUAUUAAAAUAUUGCACUCUGCUUCCGCUGGUAAAGUGGCUGGUCUCAAAACAGCUCACAUACCCUGUGUUUAUUCACUGUGCUUUCAUAUCGCCCUGUUGAAUUUAGCGGUGACACGCUGCCUCUCUCUGUUUCUCUCCCAAUGAUUAGCUGGUCACACUGAGAGGUAAAGGGAUGAAAUCUGUCUUGGAAUUAUCUGUAUUUUUCUCUGUAAUACCUCUAUUAAUGUUAAAUCACUUCACAAGAACAUGCCCUAUACUGAGGGCUUGCAACCUUGAAUUGUUGAACUUGUGGUGGAUAUCGACUUGGAGGGUGAGCCUCUGUUUACUGUAAAUACAAAUCUCAGUAACUAUG
Myripristis murdjan (pinecone soldierfish) is the source of this 3484-nucleotide messenger RNA. RefSeq names its product calcium/calmodulin-dependent protein kinase 1Db (gene camk1db). The record is from RefSeq and is a predicted model, not a curated record. Gene Ontology annotation, biological process: protein phosphorylation. Gene Ontology annotation, molecular function: ATP binding; protein kinase activity. Lineage: Eukaryota; Metazoa; Chordata; Actinopteri; Holocentriformes; Holocentridae. The transcript has 11 exons. The coding region runs from base 467 to 1705 and encodes 412 amino acids.